AUGUCCGCAGUUCGAAGUACAAGCCGAGCCUUUGUAGGCAUUCGCAGAUCCACAACUCAAUCUCUACGAAGAGAGUUUGCGACAGUGGCCGAUAGUCCUAUUCGAUUUUCCUGCAGACCCCCCGCAGCGCCCGCUCUGUUAUGUCCCCUCUCGAUAUCGGGGUCGCGACCUAGCACGAAGCAGAUGUGCGAGAUUAGACAGAACAGGAGAUCUACAGCUGCCCGUCGAGAAUUCUCAGCUACAUCAAAAGCUUUACAUGGGCAUGUAACGCCCCCGAAGCCUGGGGAAGGGCUACAUGUUACAUUCUUCGAUAAGGAGGGAGAUGAACAUACUUUCGAGGUAUCGGCAGGAGACAAUCUUUUGGAUAUAGCACAGGCCAAUGACUUGGAAAUGGAAGGCGCCUGUGGAGGAUCUUGCUCAUGUUCAACAUGUCAUGUCAUAGUCGAGGAUGAAGCAUUCUACGAUAAAAUGAAUGAGCCGGAUGAUGAUGAGAAUGAUAUGUUGGAUCUAGCGUUCGGCUUGAGGGAAACAUCAAGAUUGGGUUGUCAAAUUGUGAUGUCAAAAGAGUUGGAUGGGUUGCGCGUAAGACUUCCUUCUAUGACACGAAAUCUCCAGGCCAGCGAUUUCAGUAACAAGAGUUGA
Messenger RNA from Botrytis byssoidea, 642 nucleotides. RefSeq lists its product as uncharacterized. Gene Ontology annotation, biological process: P450-containing electron transport chain; positive regulation of oxidoreductase activity. Lineage: Eukaryota; Fungi; Ascomycota; Leotiomycetes; Helotiales; Sclerotiniaceae. The transcript has 3 exons. Gene Ontology annotation, molecular function: 2 iron, 2 sulfur cluster binding. The coding region runs from base 1 to 642 and encodes 213 amino acids. The record is from RefSeq and is a predicted model, not a curated record. Gene Ontology annotation, cellular component: mitochondrion.